Postia placenta MAD-698-R-SB12 is the source of this 1527-nucleotide messenger RNA. RefSeq lists its product as hypothetical. The record is from RefSeq and is a predicted model, not a curated record. Gene Ontology annotation, molecular function: nucleic acid binding; zinc ion binding. Lineage: Eukaryota; Fungi; Basidiomycota; Agaricomycetes; Polyporales; Adustoporiaceae. Bases 1 to 1527 code for a protein of 508 amino acids. The transcript has 3 exons.
AUGUCGACCAACGCAGUAAACCCGGUUCCCUUGGGACUACCAGCACUCGCAGGAUCUCCCCUUCUCCAGUACGACCGAGCAGGCCGUUGCUUCGUCACCACCACAAGAAGGACUCCCAUCUAUCCUCGAGGCGGCUCCUGGGUUCGCGCAGAAGGUUCCAACCCGCAGAUCGUCGCCCACCAACAGCUUGUCAGCUAUUACCAGAGACACCCUCCCACUCACCCAGAAGACAUAUUUGCCAUCCUACGAAUCAACAUUGAACCAGCACAAACAACAAAGAACCUACAGUCACCUGUUAACAAACAACCGUUCAAACUCCCAGACAUUCAGUAUGUUCCCAUCGAGGCUCCAGACACCGAACCACCACCUGUGUCACGACUUGACACGGCGUCUAGCCACUUUUUUAAUUUUUUCCUUUUCGUGGGCUCGAACCCGCGACCUCUGUACUACAUGCCUGAUACGGACACAUCAUAUCUACUUCGGACGCCCCCAGCUAUAGGUUUUCCUCAGUUGCUUGACCUCAAGUCGCAACAACCUGCUUCAUCCGCACCAACCAACGCACUGGUCGAACCCCCGAUGACGACGUUCACUCAAGCAGACAUCGAUCAGCGCAUCGCGGCUGCUUUCGAUACAUACCGACUUCAACAAUCAACCGCCAAUCGACCCCUCCACCUCGACAUCCCUGCUCCGGAACCCUUCAGCAGAAAGGCAGAGGAUCUUAGAUGCUUCCUUCAAUGCGUCCUUUCCUACUUUGUCACCACCAACAACACCAGACUUAGCGAUGAAGCAAAGAUCGCCUUCACUGUAGCGUUGAUGAGGAAGGACCUAGGGAAGACAUGGGCAGACGCAUAUUAUGAGAAGUCGGCAGGGGGAGUCCAGGUCUAUCCCGAUUGGGCAGCUUUUGCCACCGCCCUUGAGGAAGCGUUUUCUGAGCACGGAAUGUGUAUCAAGGCGCACCAAAUCCUGAUGAAGCUGCCCGAACGACAGAAGAAUAAGAAGACGGCGCUCUCCCUUGGAAACUAUGUCACCCGCUUUGAGCAGCUAGCGUCAAAAGCCCAGCUCAAGGACGCCGAAGUCAAUGGCGUCAACUGCACCGAAAACAACUACCACACUCUCCACGCCAACCUCAUCAAGGGACUUCCAAAGGAGCUCUACAUCUCUCUCACAACUAGGGUCGCUAGAGACCGACCCAACACCAUGAAAGCCUGGGACUACGGCGAGCCAAUGGAUAUCGAUGCCACUACAGUCGCGGCAACCUUUGCCUCCACAUUGGGAGGAAGGAAGUGGAAACUAGGAGCCAUUCUCAAUGAGGCCGACCGGAAGCUUCACAGGGACGGAAACCUGUGCUUCUACUGCCACAUCAAGGGCCACAGCGCCAAGGAUUGCCACAAGAAAGCGGCCGCACGACAAGGGGGUGGGAGGCCGAACCAGGGAGGAUCUGGGAAGGAUGACUUCUGUGCCAGAAUCAAGGCACUCUCCGCUGAUACGACCUACGAAACCCUAACCCCUAACCUGGGUGCGACCUAA